Messenger RNA from Octopus sinensis (East Asian common octopus), 2489 nucleotides. Its product is annotated as eukaryotic translation initiation factor 4 gamma-like. The record is from RefSeq and is a predicted model, not a curated record. Bases 1832 to 2386 code for a protein of 184 amino acids. Lineage: Eukaryota; Metazoa; Mollusca; Cephalopoda; Octopoda; Octopodidae. The transcript has a single exon. Gene Ontology annotation, biological process: regulation of apoptotic process.
AAAACCUGGAUUGUUUCUACUCUCUGCUCAAUCUCACAUUCGUGCUAUGCACAUAUAAGAAGCAAGGAAGAUUGUUUUGUAUGUAUUUUUGGAAAAAAACUGCGUCCAGUAGUUAUCUCGAUGGUUUUGUUGUGUUGUUUAUCGCAGGGUUAUGAAAGCCCUAAGAUUCCACCCAAAAGCCCUACACCUUCGAAGGUUUCUGGCAGAGAACCUAAGCACCAGAAAGAGGUUAGGAUGCUCCCUGAGAAGGUACAACAGCUAGAUAUGCUCUGGGAAAGUAAAAGUUAUGCAGCAGUAGGCCACUAUUAUGGGGUUAAUGAAAGUACCAUAUGCUACAGAAAGAAGAUCGAGGUAGCGAUCAGGACUAUCGUAGCAGUAAGUUUCUGUGAAAGUGCCCAAAGAUAACGAUAGAGAGAAAUAAGCAGUUCGUGAGGAUUAAAUCCUUUAAAAUAUUUAUAAUAAAUAUCAUUUCGUAGUGUAACAUGGCAACAAAAAAAAACAGCAAAAAACAUAUACAGGGUUAUUUGAAGUUAACACGGGCUGUGAUUGGUGCAAUGGAAAGAGACGAUGAAUCGCAGCUUUCUAUUUUGUAAUCUGGCCUGUGACUGGUGCUUUGACCGAUGCUCAGAUCCGCAGCACAUUCCGCUGGUCCCCCCCUCUCCCUCUCUCUCGCGGCCAUUUGGCUCCAGGCUUUCUCGGUGAGUGAUUUACUGUACUACUUUACGCUGUGCUGUGUGUGAUCUUUGUUGUUGUUUCUUUGCGUUUUCAUCUUCUGUAAUGGCUCCCAAGCAUGCUGCUUCUUCCAAGGCUGGUACGGAGCCUGAACGCAAACGAAGAAUAAUGACGAUCGCUGAGAAGGUGAAACUUCUGGAUGUGUUGAAGAUGGACGAGGCUAACAUCAGGAAGACGGCUGCCAUCACCUUUUAAUAAGUCGGCGAAGAGAGUGGUUACGGCUCGUAAUAAAACUAUCAUCCGUUUGGAAGCUGCUUUGGCCGUAUGGAUAGCCAAGUGCCGAAAGAAAAACAUAGCCUUGGAUACGAACAUCAUUAAAACAAAAGCAAGGAGCUUUCCUUCAUUAUUUUUAUUGUCGACUAAAACCCUUCACUUUUUGAUAUUUACAUAAAAUUUUUCUAUGAUAAAAAUAUAUAUUAUUUUGCUUUAGUAUCAACCGCUAUAAUUUCAUUUAAUUCUAUACAUUUAAAAUAUAUUUUAUAACCCUAAAUUUAAUAGAAAUGAAGACUGUCGUUGUUUGGUAAUGGAAGAUCUGAUUAUGAAAAGAAGCUUUUAAAAAAAACCCACUUUAAUUUCACAUGAAUUACUUUGUCAUAUUACUAUGGGAAAUUACUUUGAAAAAAAUCUUUGCAGAAAGAUGAGUCAAAUGAUUGCAUUGUUAUCGCAGUUUGGAGAGGUUUGGCUGUUAUUUCUAGCAUGUGGAUAGCCUGGUUGAAAAUGUCCCUUGUUUAAGAAACAUAUUGGGUUUAUUUACAUUUCUGAAGCAUCCAACUAGGCCAUCAUGAUGCUGGUUAUUAGAGAAGUUGUGGGCCGAAUCUGAUGGUAGAAAAGCUAGGACUGGAGAAAGAGAGAUACGAGUUAACUUUCCUAGAAUGUUAGCAUCCAACUAGGCCAUUUCGAAGCAAAUGUACAAUAUUAGAAAAAUUGGGGAAGUAAACCCCCGAAAAGAACAAAAUUUGAAAUUGAAGAGUUUUGAGAUUCACCCAAUCAGGAAACAGUUCUUUUCUGCUUAUAUGGAAAAAUAUAAAACGUGCAGGCACAUGCGUAGUUGUGUAGUUAAGAAAUUCAACCGCCAACAUUUUACAAACAGACACGGAGCAUGAUGGCUGCCUUACAGCAAAUGUCGAACGCAAAGAUAAUUCAGCGAUAUUAUGAGGUUCUUGUGAAUAGUUUAGAUAGUGUGGGUAUAAAAAAGAUUAUUGAUCGUCUUUUGAGUCAUUCAUUAAUUUUGAUCGAGAACAAGAAUGAGAUUCAAACAGAAAAAACCCCCGAAGAUAAAUCUCGGAAAUUACUCGAUAUCAUUUUAAAUCAAGUGAGAACCGAGGACAAUGAGAAUAAGUCGGAAUUUUUUGACGAAUUCAUGAAAGUUCUAAAUGAAGUCGACAAAAAUUUGGCAUCAUCCAUGAAGAAGGAAGCUGAGGAGAAAGCUAAGAAGGAAGCUGAGGAGAAAGCUAAGAAGGAAGCUGAGGAGAAAGCUAAGAAGGAAGCUGAGGAGAAAGCUAAGAAAGAAGCUGAGGAGAAAGCUAAGAAGGAAGCUGAGGAGAAAGCUAAGAAGGAAGCUGAGGAGAAAGCUAAGAAGGAAGCUGAGGAGAAAGCUAAGAAAGAAGCUGAAGAGAAAGCUGAGGAGGAAGAAACACUCGCGGCCCUAAUGUGACAGAGGGGACAUGAAUCUGGUUCGUAUCUUGAUGCACAUGAGACACUUUAAUGUAUCGAAUAGUUUUAAAAAGAGAGGGAAAAAACCGCACAGUUCUGACAAA